AUGUCUGAUAUCAACACCACACUCAUAAACUCUGUCAGAAAAAUUGAAAUUGAUAUUGCUGAAAUAAAGCAAAUGAUACGCAUGCUUCAAGAUCAGUUUAGCAAACAAUUUGUCCUAACGUUAAGCACACAAGACUUUACUCUUGAACGUGUUGGUGGCGAUUUCAAAGGGGAAAAUGAAUUCCAGAAAUACAAUUUGUUGUUGCCAUUGCUUCACAAACAGGACUGGAAAGCAUGCUACAAAGAAAUUCCAGGAGAACAGCCUUUGCCUCAACUAGUACUUCUUUUAGACAGCAAUUUGACAAUAAAGCGACUACAGCUUAAGACUUUGAGUCAUAGCAUCAAGCAUGACCUGAUUGACAAGAACUUUUCUGCUUUCAGUAUAGAAUGGAAAGGUAUCCUGGCAAAGCACCAGGAGUACUACAUGAUGCAAUUGGAGAGACUGGCGAAGGAUAACGGCUUUGCUAUUUACAAAUGCAAGAGCGCACAGCAAGAUGCAAGUGAUUCUUCAUUGUCUUCUGAUAAUAUAUUGGAAACGGAUGGUGGCAAGUUGCCUAUUAUGGUCUUCUCUGGCAGAAAUGAGUGUUGA
This is a messenger RNA of Phycomyces blakesleeanus NRRL 1555(-), 588 nucleotides long. RefSeq lists its product as hypothetical. The transcript is spliced from 5 exons. The coding region runs from base 1 to 588 and encodes 195 amino acids. Lineage: Eukaryota; Fungi; Mucoromycota; Mucoromycetes; Mucorales; Phycomycetaceae. The record is from RefSeq and is a predicted model, not a curated record.